UAAUUCUUGUUAGUUAGUGAUGUGUGUUGUGGCAGAAUUGUUCAUGGAAACUUUAAGGUUAUUUUUCGUAAUUCUGCAAAAAUAAAAAAAAAUCUUCAUCAAAUGGUUUCUUGUUGUUAACGAAAUAGUGUUAAAUCAUUUAUCACGAUGCACAAACUGAAAUCAUCACAGCGAGAAAAGGUUAAGAAAUUUAUAUCUUUUACACAAACUGGUGAGAACACAGCCAUAUAUUGCCUUACUCAGAAUGAUUGGAAGCUAGAUCUAGCUAGUGAUAAUUACUUCCAGAAUCCUGAUGCGUAUUACAAAGAACCUAGGAGCGUAGACAAAAAGAAACUAGAAUCUUUAUAUAGUAGAUACAAGGACCCGAACGAACCAGAUAAAAUUACAGUUGAUGGUAUAAUGAAAUUUUUAGACGAUUUAAGUUUACCGCCUGAAUCGAAGCUCGUUCUGAUUAUCGCUUGGAAAUUCAAAGCCGCCACUCAAUGCGAGUUUACUAGGGAGGAAUUUAUAAACGGAAUGACGGAAUUAGGUUGUGAUAAUAUUGAUAAAUUGAAGGCGCGUCUGCCUACAUUAGAAAGUGAAUUAAGGGAUAAUUAUAAGUUUAAAGACUUCUAUCAUUUUACCUUCAAUUAUGCCAAAAAUCCGGGACAGAAAGGAUUGGAUCUCGAUAUGGCCAUUGCUUACUGGAACAUUGUUUUGAAAGGGAAAUUUAAGUUUUUGAAUUUGUGGUGCACGUUUUUGCAGGAAAAUCAUAAACGGUCUAUACCGAAAGAUACCUGGAACCUUUUGUUAGAUUUCGCCCAACAAAUCGCGGACGAUAUGAGCAAUUACGAUGAGGAAGGCGCUUGGCCUGUGCUCAUCGAUGAUUUCGUCGAAUGGGCAUCGACACGAACAAAGGAAAAUCAACCGCACAGUACGAGCCAACUCGAGUAACAAAUUUAUUUGAUUUUUAUUAAAAACAUUGACUCAAAUUGCGUUAAAAUUAUCAACAAAAAUGAGGUAGCACUAAUCUUACAAGGGAGGGAAGUUGAUUAUAUCGUCGUUUGUUUUUGUAAGAUUAUGAUUAAAGUAAUUUUUUUCAAAAUACACGUGUAUAUAUGCCAGUUUUUUAACAAAAAAAUCAACAAAUGGAAAACCCCAAAAAUGUUAUUUUCUCUCGUAUAUAUUCGGGUGGUUUUUGUUUAGUCCAUUUAAAAGUUACGAAGACCUUAAAUUUAUCAAAGUCAGCUAGUUCAAAGGUUCACGUUUUUGUGUUUACGAGUAAAUCCAUGAUUUUGAAUCGUUUUUGUGAAAUAAUGAAAUUAUCCACCGCACAAAAAAAUUGUUCAAUUGUUUUUUGUAGGAAAUUGAAUUCUCUACAAAUUUACUCUUUUGAAUUUUUUUGUAAAAUUUAAAAUAACAGUUAUUAAAAAAAAAACUGUAAAAAGUGAAGGAGCUAAUUCCUAUAAAUCGCUGUAACUUUUUGUCUUUUAUUUUUUCUGGAAAAUAGAAUAGAAACAAUUUUAUAGAGAAUUUCGAGACGAACAACUUCCUGCCUAGGAUUUUUUUAAUUUCGUUUAUUUUUGAGGAUUUUACAGCGCUUCAAAGUUGCCAAUAUCACUUGUGCCUAAUAUUUCGGUUAAUGAAUCACACAUUCAACGCUCAAAAGAAUUAAUAAAAUCAUUUUUGUAUGUAGGAGAUUAAAUUCUCUACAAAUUUGCUCCCUUGACAUUUUUUCGUUAAAUUGAAAAUAACAAAAAACUGUAAAAGUGAACGAGCUAAUUCCUAGUCUCUGUAACUUUGUUGUUUUCAAUUUUACGAAAAAAAGUCAAGAGAGCAAAUUUGUAGAGAAUUAAAUUUCCUACAUAAAACGUUUGAACAAUUUUUUUAUGCGAUGGUUAGUUUCAUUGUUACCAUGUAAAAACUAUUUAACCAUUAUUUCAAGAUAGCGGAUUUUGUCUACGCAUAAAAAACUUGCUCACCCAUUAAUACAAAUUUGGGAAUCUUUUUGUAAUUUUUCAAUGGACUAAUUAAUUUGAAUCUAGCUAUUUAACGAUAAAUAAUUAAUUGUUUAUUGAAAAA
This is a messenger RNA of Diorhabda carinulata, 2061 nucleotides long. It is a transcript of the gene SCCRO, whose product is annotated as DCN1-like protein 2. The transcript has 3 exons. Gene Ontology annotation, cellular component: ubiquitin ligase complex. Gene Ontology annotation, molecular function: cullin family protein binding; ubiquitin conjugating enzyme binding; ubiquitin-like protein binding. Bases 148 to 933 code for a protein of 261 amino acids. Gene Ontology annotation, biological process: positive regulation of ubiquitin-protein transferase activity; protein neddylation. NCBI's taxonomy places the organism in Eukaryota, Metazoa, Arthropoda, Insecta, Coleoptera, Chrysomelidae. The record is from RefSeq and is a predicted model, not a curated record.